This is a messenger RNA of Phalaenopsis equestris, 331 nucleotides long. RefSeq lists its product as uncharacterized. The annotation marks the transcript as partial. NCBI's taxonomy places the organism in Eukaryota, Viridiplantae, Streptophyta, Magnoliopsida, Asparagales, Orchidaceae. The transcript is spliced from 3 exons. The record is from RefSeq and is a predicted model, not a curated record.
GGCCGCCAAGAAGGCGACAACUCAAGAAGGUCCGAUGAGCUAUCAGUUCACCUGGAAGGAGAAGUUGGCCAGUUAUAAGAACGAGUUCUCUAAAGGUGUGUGGGGUUAUUGGGAGCUCGGCGCCUGGAAGCCCCUUGCCCUUUCCGCCCGCAAGCGCGCCGCCAUCCGCAAGGAGGUUCUACUCGCCGGAGAGGUCUGGCCUUACGAUCCGCCUAAGAAGGAGAUGCGAAACAAGAGGAAAGGCCACAAGUGCGAUCGCGUUUCUGCUGAGAAGCGGGCACAUACUGCAGAGCUGAUGAAGAAGAUGCCCGAUAUUCUGUUGGAUUACAAG